AUGACAAAGACGUACAUCAUGAACGGGCUCAUCGAAAAGAUGCAAUCGUCGGACCAGGACUUCCGAUAUAUGGGCCUAAACGAUCUGAUGAAGGAGAUCGAACAAGAUCCCAAUAGUUUCUACGGUGACGAAACUGUUGAGAUGAAGGUACUGAAGCAAGUCAUGGCACUCGUGGAGGACAAUAUCUCGGAGGUGAAGAACCAGGCUGUCAAAUGCUUGGGGAAACUCACCAAGAUCCUCCGGGAGAACCAAUUGGAUCUUGUUAUCGACAAGCUCAUCGAAUUCUCCGCGGGCAAGGAUGAGGAACUACGAGACAUCUCUGGCCUUGCCUUGAAGACCAUUACAUCGGAACUGCCGGCUGACAAAAGUAUCACGUCGAAAGCCUGCUACAAGCUGGCACCUAAGCUGGUCUCGCAAUUGUCGAAUACUAAGGCGUCGCCAGAAGCCUUGAUCGAGACGCUCUCAAUCCUCUCAAUCCUCACCAGCAGAUUCCCCACUCAGCUCGCUACCGCCAACCUGAACCCCGCGCCGCUUUCCGCGAUCUCUCCUCUGCUAUCCCAUCCUCGCCCCGCCGUGCGCAAACGCGCCAUUAUCACUCUUGCGCAGGUCGUGCCUAUAUCGUCACCACAGCUCUUCACUACCCUGCUUCAGAAAGAUAUCAUUCCGUUUUUGGCGCCCGGAUCCAACUUGGACAAGCAGCGCACAACCGUACAGCUCGUCACUGCUGUGGCACGGCACACUCCAGGUCAGAUAGCACCCUCCAUCAGUCAGAUUGUACCAGGAAUUGUCGAGGCUGCGAAACGAGACGACGAAGAACUUCGAGAGAGUUGUCUACAGGCCUUAGAAGCUCUGGUUCUGCGUUGUCCGAUUGAGGCUAGCCCGUUCGUUGGUAACAUUAUCCAGGUGGGGAACAUAUAUAUCAAGUACGACCCCAACUAUGCUGGCGACGAUGACGAGGACGAGGAAAUGGAGGACGAGGACGAGGAUGAUGACAUGGACGAGUAUGCGGUCAUCUGGUAUGAGGACGAUGAAGACACCUCGUACAAGAUACGUCGUGCGGCCACGAAACUUCUCGCUGCUGUUAUUGGGACCCGUCCCGAUCUACUCGCAGCUCUUUAUAAAGAAGUUUCCCCUGUGCUCAUCUCCCGCUUCGGUGACCGCGAGGAAACCGUGCGGUUAGAGGUAUGGGCGACCUACAAUACCCUCCUUCACCAAACUCGCGUGUUUGGUGGUGUCCAGCCUUCCAAAGACAUCGAAUCAGUCGGCGGUAAGAGAAAGCGUGAAAGUGAAGGUAUGGAGGUCGAGGAGACUCCGUCCGUUCUUCUGCGCGCUCAAGUGCCAAGCCUCUCCAAAACGUUAUUAAACCAGCUGAAGUCAAGGAAGGCGUCGCCAGCCACUCUUCAAUCUGGAUUCGGAAUGUUGUCAACAUUGCUCCUCGUACUUCCUGGCAGCCUCUCCAAUCAAAUUCCAGUCAUUGCAUCGCUCUCCAAGAAUGUUUUCUCGCAGACAUCCAACAAUACCGGAGCUACUCUGCAGCUUUCCUGCCUGACGUUCCUCGCCAGGUUGUUCUCAACCCACUCUCCUCCUACCUUCUCGGCUUCCCUUCCAACAAUCACCCCCGCGUUGCUCAAGUCACUUGCUGAGAGACAUCCCCGCGUCGCGUCGGAGUCUUUUCGCGUCUUUUCCUCGCUUCUCAACGCGAUGAAACCGGUAAAAGGCAAUGACUGGGCGGACCGGGUUUAUGAAGAAUCUGUUCAGAGGCUGAGCAACCACGAUACGGAUGCCGAAGUGCGAGGAUGCGCGGAGGAGUGCAUCGCGGACUUGUGGAUUUGCGCCACAGACGUCGUGAAGAGCAAAGACCGCAAAGAAUGGGAUUAUAUACGUCGGACCACGGGACGAACGGAAGGCGCGGUGAACGUAGUGACUCGCGUAGCGAAAGAAGUGGACGUUGGUGACGACUGGACCAGUGCCUCGAUCGAUUGGGUGAUGACGCUACUCAAGAGAGGCGGACGAGCGGGCAAGCCCGAGGCAUUCACAUGUCUUGAUGCCUUAUUGAGGAAGUACAAAUCGGAAGUUCCUCGCGAUCUUGUAUCCGCCUUGGUUCCCCAACUGAAGGGCUUCCUUGCGACAUCGGAUAUAUCAUUGCUGUCUCACUCGGCCGCCACGCUCACUCUGCUGUUGCAGCUCUCGCCGUCUUCAACAUUCCCCGAGGUUGAGCGGGAUAUCUUGAAGGACGUGUAUGGCGUAGCGGCAUCUCCAUUGGUAUCCGGUACCGCUCUUGAUUCCCUCCUUGGAUUCUUUGGUGCGCUAGUGGAAGCCGACAUGGAAAUAGCCACGCACGUGGUUCCAAACCUGAAGAUCACUGCCGAGAAGGCUGAGGACGGCGAGGUAUCGCAGGCGAACGUAGCGAAAUGUAUCGCACAGGUCGUCAAGAGCCAAUUGGCCAUCGCCGCCGGUACUAUCGCUGAAUUUUCCAAGAACAUCAAGCCUGCCUCUAAGGCGAAGCCACGACAAGUUGUUCUCAGUCUCUUAACCUUGGGAGAAUGCGGGCGUUUCAUUGACAUGUCGAACCAACAAGAUAUCUUCACUCAUGCUAUUAACCACUUUGGUGCAGAGCAGGAGGAAAUACGCACUGCGGCUGCCUUCGCUGCCGGCAAGUCUCAAUGGCUGACACUGAUCCUCCGCAACAUCGCGAUCGGCAACUUACAUUUGUUCCUUCCGGCCAUUGUCAAGCUGGUAAAGAGUGAUCCUCAGAAGCGUUUGUUGUCCCUACACGCUCUCAAAGAGGUCGUCAGUCACACGUCUCAUGGGCAACUGGAGACGGUUGCCGACACCCUGUGGACUCCGCUGUUCGAAAAUUCUGAGAAUGCUGAAGAAGCUACGCGCAACGUCGCGGCGGCGUGCCUUGGAAAGCUCACCACAACACAUCCAUCACAAUACUUGCCGCAGCUUCAUGCACGUAUUCGUGACGUAAAUCCUGCUGCAAGAGCUACUGUCAUCGCCGCCAUCCGCUACACCUUCGCGGACGCCUCGCAAUCGUAUGACGAGUUGCUGUCUCCGCUGCUCGUGGACUUCCUGUGUCUCAUGCAAGACCCGGAUCUCACUGUGCGACGACUCGCUCUGUCCGCAUUGAACUCAGCUGCGCGCACAAAACCGCAUCUCGUUCGGGAGCACCUCGCGUUUAUCAUACCCAACCUUUACUCGGAAACCGUGGUCAAACCUGAGCUUAUCCGCACUGUGCAGAUGGGCCCUUGGACACACAAAGUCGACGACGGUCUCGAUGCCCGCAAAACGGCGUACGAGACUGUGUACACUCUGCUCGACACUUGCCUUCCCAAGUUGGACAUCAACGAACUGUUGGCGCGCGUCCUCAGCGGUUUGGGAGACGAUUCAGACGAGAUCAAGGUCAUAUGCCACAUGAUCCUCUUCCGCCUCUCGCAAGUAGCGCCCACCGCUGUUGCCCAGCGGCUCGAUGAGGCCACGCCAUUGCUUGAGAAAUCGGUCAAGGGUCCCAACGUCACCAAAGAUACAGUAAAGCAGGACGUCGAACGGGCGGCAGAGCUGCGCAGAAGCACUCUUCGCGCGUCUGCGGCGCUUAGCAAGAUAUCCGUUUCUGGCCUGUCGCCCAAGUUUGACGCAUUUAUCGAGGUCUUGCAGAAGAGCGAAUGGGCGACCGAGUUCCGUGAACUGGUAGGCGCUUAA
Messenger RNA from Punctularia strigosozonata HHB-11173 SS5, 3702 nucleotides. Its product is annotated as ARM repeat-containing protein. The record is from RefSeq and is a predicted model, not a curated record. Gene Ontology annotation, cellular component: nucleus. Bases 1 to 3702 code for a protein of 1233 amino acids. The transcript is spliced from 15 exons. NCBI's taxonomy places the organism in Eukaryota, Fungi, Basidiomycota, Agaricomycetes, Corticiales, Punctulariaceae. Gene Ontology annotation, biological process: SCF complex assembly; protein ubiquitination.